Acinonyx jubatus (cheetah) is the source of this 781-nucleotide messenger RNA. RefSeq names its product claudin domain containing 2 (gene CLDND2). Gene Ontology annotation, cellular component: plasma membrane. The coding region runs from base 242 to 742 and encodes 166 amino acids. Lineage: Eukaryota; Metazoa; Chordata; Mammalia; Carnivora; Felidae. The transcript has 4 exons. The record is from RefSeq and is a predicted model, not a curated record.
CCUGUGGGUAAGGUCUCAAGGUGCCCAAUAGUAGCAGUAGGACAUGGGAGAAGGAGGUCUUGGGUUUGGGAAGGGCCUGAGGAAGGGGUCCCCAGACAGGGGUGCUGGGGUGAAGUCUGGGAUAUGUAGGGACAUGUGUGUGUGGGUCUCAAGGGCUUGAAAGGGCUGAGAGAGGGGCCUGGGGGUGGGAGGGGUGGUGGCCAAUCUUGCGUGUGUGACCCUCCGCAGCAGCUUCCCUGGCAUGGGGGUGAAGCGGCGCCUUCAGAGCGGGGGCACCUUGCUGGGCUUCUUGGCCCAAAUCCUCACGAUUCUCUCCACUGCCACCAACUACUGGAUCCACUACCCUGGGGGCCACAGUGGCCUGUGGCAGGAGUGUAAUGGCGGCAUCUGCUCCAACAUCCCCUGCCAGACCAUGCUGGCGGUGGUGGGCGCGUGCAUGGUGCUGGCGGCGUGCUCCGCCGUCGUGGGUUUGGUGAUGGGGCUGCGGAUUCUGUGCCACGAGGGUGACUCACGGGGCCAGACUAUGAGCGGCACCUUCUUCCUCUGCGGGCUGCUGCUGCUGAUCGCCCUGACAGGCUACACCGUCAAGAACGCGUGGAAAAAUGACGUCUUCUUCUCAUGGUCCUAUUUUUCGGGGUGGCUGGCUUUACCCUUCUCUAUUCUUGCGGGCUUCUGCUUUCUGCUGGCGGACAUGAUCGUGCAGAGCACGGACGCCAUCAGCGGAUUCCCCGUGUGCUUGUGACCGCAGCCUGCCUGGGGCAGAAUAAAGGAACGGCUUUCA